UCUGUUCUUGCGCCUCGCUUGUUCAACGCGAAUUUGUGUACAUAAUUGUUAAAUUUAAGGUUCAAUGUUAGUUAAUUAUAGAACAAUUUCAGUGCAUGGCUUCUCUGUGAAAUAAUUCGCUUAGUGUUAAUAUUAGUAAAUCGUUAUUAUGUUAUUUUACAAGGAAAGACUAUUAAACGCAGCACAAUUAAAACGGCUGAGUGAUCAUAAAUAUUCGUGUUCGAAUAUAAGUAUUUUAGACCCUUGGUUACAACCAUGGUGGUGUUGGCUCGUAGCACGAGUCCCUUUGUGGCUGGCUCCUAAUUUAAUUACUAUUGUAGGUUUAUUUGUAAAUAUCGUCACCACACUUAUUCUCGUAUGGUAUAGUCCAGAUGCAAAAAUUGAAGCUCCAAGAUGGGCUUGUGCAUUGUGUGCAUUUGGUCUGUUUGUAUAUCAAAGUCUCGAUGCUAUUGAUGGCAAACAAGCAAGGCGAACAAACUCAUCAAGCCCUUUAGGAGAGUUAUUCGACCAUGGGUGUGAUUCAAUUUCUACUGUUUUUGUUGCUCUAUCUGCGUGUAUUGCCGUUCAGCUGGGAAAUUAUCCAAAUUGGCUGUUCUUCCAGUGUUUCUGUGCAAUGUCAUUGUUUUAUUGUGCUCAUUGGCAAACAUAUGUCUCAGGAACUUUACGUUUUGGACGAGUUGAUGUCACAGAAGCACAAUUUACGAUAUUUGCAAUACAUAUGAUAUCAGCAGCAUUUGGUCCAUCAGUAUGGAUGAAUAAGUUUGGCUCAUGGUUUGAGCUUAGGUUUCUUGUCAUUAUUAUGACUAUUGUUUGUGGAUGCUGGUCCCUGUACAACAUGUUGGCUGUAAUUCUAGCAGGAGGCGUUGGCAAAAAUGGUUCUACUGUAGCUGGUACAAGUGUUUUGUCACCAAUAAUACCAUUCAGUUUGGUUGUUAUUCCUGCAUUCAUUAUUUGCCAGAAGAGUCCAGACAAUAUAUUUGAGAAUCAUCCCGCUUUGUAUAUUCUCGCCUUUGGAAUGGUAGCUGCAAAGGUCACAAACAGAUUAGUGGUCGCGCAUAUGACAAAAAGUGAAAUGGAAUAUUUAGACUGGGCUCUAUUAGGACCAUCUUUAUUAUUCCUAAAUCAGUAUUUCAACAACUUUGUAAAUGAAUAUUAUGUUCUCUGCCUUUGUUUGGCUUUGUCCAUCUUCGAUCUGAUGAGAUACUGUGCACAAGUCUGCUUAGAAAUAUGUGAUCAUCUCCGAAUUCAAUUGUUCAGAAUACCAUAUCCACCAAAAAGUGUUGGUUCUACACAAGCACCGCAAUCACAAACUGACAAAAAUGCCCACAUCAAAAUUCGUCAAGAAGGGGAAGAAGACGAAAUGCCACUACUAAAAGAUGAUGAAACUCAAUGAGUGCAUGUUUAACUUAUCUAGUUGGAUAUACAUAUAUAAAAAUAAAUAAUCUGCCA
Messenger RNA from Ctenocephalides felis (cat flea), 1449 nucleotides. It is a transcript of the gene bbc, whose product is annotated as cholinephosphotransferase 1. The record is from RefSeq and is a predicted model, not a curated record. The transcript has 7 exons. Gene Ontology annotation, molecular function: ethanolaminephosphotransferase activity; diacylglycerol cholinephosphotransferase activity. Lineage: Eukaryota; Metazoa; Arthropoda; Insecta; Siphonaptera; Pulicidae. Bases 149 to 1393 code for a protein of 414 amino acids. Gene Ontology annotation, biological process: phosphatidylethanolamine biosynthetic process. Gene Ontology annotation, cellular component: Golgi apparatus; endoplasmic reticulum membrane.